ACUUCAUUUCUUACCCUCUCACUGACAGUCUCUCAAAGCCUCGAUCUAGCAGAAGAGAAGAAGAGUAGAAAGCUUGAAUUCUGAAAUCGUUUCAAGCCAUGAGCACAACUCAACAAGGAACCCACUCCCUUGCCUUCAGGGUGAUGCGGCUUUGCAAGCCUUCUUUCCACGUCGAACCUCCCUUCCGCCUUGACCCCGCCGAUCUCUUCGUCGGUGAAGACAUCUUUGACGACCCACUCGCUGCCGCUAACCUUCCUCCGCUCUUAUCUUCCCAACUCACUAAGUCAAUGGACUCCUCCGAUCUGACUUACGGCAACCGAUUCCUCCUCCACCAUCCAUCUGAUGCUAUGGGCUUCUCUGGCCUCCUCCUCCUCCCUCAAUCCUUCGGGGCGAUUUAUUUGGGAGAGACAUUCUGCAGCUAUAUUAGCAUCAAUAAUAACUCUAAUUUUGAAGUCAGGGACAUUAUUAUUAAGGCUGAAAUUCAAACGGAGAGGCAGAGGAUCCUCCUGUUGGAUACAUCAAAAUCACCUGUUGAAUCUGUACGUGCAGGCGGACGAUAUGAUUUCAUUGUGGAACAUGAUGUCAAGGAACUUGGAGCUCAUACGCUGGUUUGCACUGCAUUGUACAAUGAUAAUGAUGGAGAAAGAAAAUAUCUUCCACAGUUUUUCAAGUUCGUUGUUGCGAACCCUUUAUCAGUUAGGACAAAGGUCCGCACUGUCAAGGAAACUACCUAUUUAGAAGCUUGCAUAGAGAAUCAUACAAAAUCAAACCUUUAUAUGGACCAAGUUGAGUUUGAACCAGCUCCUCAUUGGAGUGCUACAGUACUAAAAGCUGAUGAACUCCAUCCUGCAGAUAAUUCAUCAACUGGUGGCAGAGAAAUAUUUAAGCCACCUAUUCUUAUCAGAUCUGGUGGGGGAAUUCACAAUUACCUUUAUCAACUGAAAUUGGCUUCACCUGAUUCUGCACAAAUGAAGGUAGAGGGGACUAAUAUUCUUGGUAAACUUCAGAUAACAUGGCGUACAAAUCUGGGUGAACCUGGUCGCUUGCAAACACAGCAAAUUCUAGGCACUCCAAUCAGUCGCAAAGAGAUUGAGUUGCAAAUUCUGGAGAUUCCAUCUCUAAUCAAUUUGGAUAAGUCCUUUUUGGUACAUCUAAAUCUCACUAACCAUACAGACAGAGAGUUGGGCCCAUUUGAGGUCCGGCUAUCACAAAAUAGCGCACAUGAGGAGAAGAAAGUUAUGAUUAAUGGGCUUCAGACUAUGGUAUUACCACAGGUGGAAGCAUUCGGUUCCACUGAUUUCCAUCUGAGCCUGAUUGCAACUAAACUUGGAGUCCAGAGAAUAACUGGAAUUACAGUGUCUGACACAACAGAGAAGAAAACGUAUGACCCAUUGCCAGAUGUGGAGAUCUUUGUGGAGUCAGAUUGAUAUAUCAAAUAGUUACCGAUUGUUUCGGCUUGCUGAAGGAAUCAUCUCUCAACCGACCAAGCAAAAGAUGCUUCGAUGUGUAAGUGUCAUUGGCAUGAGCAGCAAGCUAAUUUGUUGUGACUGUUGCCUAUGUUCAAAUUGCAAUUGUUGCAAAGAGUGGAUGGCUGUCCUCCCUCACAUAUGCCUGUUUUGAUCUGUUCGAGGUUCAAAUGCUGAGCUGCCUCAUGUGUUAGAACUUAGAUGAUGAACUCUUCAAUGUUUUCCUUUUGUCAUCACAUAUAAUUAAAGAUAUAUUUACACUACAAUGUUGUACUUGUUUAACUUGAAAGUCGAACUGCUUGUAGGUAAACAAAAGUUGUGUUUUUAAAGUGAUUAUUGCAAUAUUUUUCUGACAUUACUAAACUGAAA
Messenger RNA from Gossypium raimondii (Peruvian cotton), 1835 nucleotides. RefSeq lists its product as uncharacterized. Lineage: Eukaryota; Viridiplantae; Streptophyta; Magnoliopsida; Malvales; Malvaceae. Gene Ontology annotation, cellular component: TRAPPIII protein complex. The transcript has 12 exons. Bases 99 to 1427 code for a protein of 442 amino acids. The record is from RefSeq and is a predicted model, not a curated record.